AUGACCGGGAGUGAGAAAAGAAAGCUGCUAGUAGUGGGGAAAAGCUUAAAACCUCGAUGUUUUAAAAAUAUGUCUAUAAAUAAAAUGCCAGUACAUUACCACGCGAAUAAAAAUGCAUGGAUGACUUCAACCAUAUUUUCAAACUGGCUAUAUGAAUGGGAUAAGGAAUUACAAGCAAAAUCUAGGUCCAUACUUCUUCUUAUUGAUAACUGUGCUGCACAUCCAAAAAACGUUCAACUCAAAAACAUCACUUUAGAAUUUUUGCCCCCAAAUACGACAUCCUUAAUCCAACCCUUAGAUAUGGGUAUUAUCAAAAACCUCAAGGUGAAAUAUAGAAUGAAACUAGUUCAUUUUAUUCUAGAAAAUAUUGAGGAAAACCUGUUAGAUCAAUCUGCAACUGCUAAUCAAAUAAGUGGCAAAAUAAACAUAUUACAAGCGAUACAGUUUGUAUCCGAGAGUUGGCGAGAAGUUAGCUGCUCGACUAUUAUGAAUUGUUUCGCUCAUUGUGGAUUUUCUAAUUUUAUUGGUCCGCAACCUGAGUUGACUGAGUUGGAUGAACAAUAUUUUUUUGUUCAAAACCAUAAAGAAUUUGAAAACAUUGAUGAAAAUGCUCCCUGUUUUGAUGUUAAUGAAGAAAUUUGUGAUGUUGUAGUACAAAAUGUUCUUAAAAAAAGGAAGUUAGAAGAUUAUGAUGAAGAAGAAGAAGAAGAAGAAGAAGAAGAAGAUACCAAACCACCAGUUACAGCUAGAGAGGCUAAAAAGUGCAUUGAUUUGUUGCAGAAGUUCUUCAUGCAAGAGGGUAACGAAAAUAGUCCGUGUGAUAAGCUUGAAGCGUGUGCCCAUUUUGUUAACCAGAUCCACACUAAACAGCUUAGACAACAAACAAUUACAACGUUUUGUAUACCUUCCACAUCCAAAUAUUAA
Molecule: messenger RNA, 924 nt
Organism: Acyrthosiphon pisum (pea aphid)
Lineage: Eukaryota; Metazoa; Arthropoda; Insecta; Hemiptera; Aphididae
Product: tigger transposable element-derived protein 4-like
Exons: 1
Coding region: 1-924 (307 amino acids)
Cellular component (GO): nucleus
Molecular function (GO): DNA binding
Source: RefSeq, a predicted model, not a curated record